CCAAGCAUCUAUGUUUACAAUUAUUUUUGUCUCUGUAAACAUCUGUUGCUUUAUCUAUUCUCUCUGCGAUGGGUCUCCCUACGGAUAUUAAGGAGCUUGAGAUUCCGGAUUACAUACUUAAGAUACUUUACGUCAUCAGUUUCUUCAGAGACAUGAUCGACGCUCUCUGUCCUUACAUCGGUUUACCCCAUUUUUUAGACGAUGGCGUUCCUCGACCCGGCCCAAUCGUACCCGACAACACGGCGUCGACUCUAGCUUACGAGGUUUCCCCGGUUGUUCGUUUCUCGGAUCUUCAGACCGAUCUCGACGACUGCUGUACGGUUUGUCUCUCCAACUUUUCAUACGAUGAUAAAGUUAGACAGCUUCCGAACUGCCGACACGUGUUCCACGACCGCUGCAUGGACCGUUGGAUCGUUGACUGCCGUAAGAUCACUUGUCCCAAUUGUCGAGACCGGUUCUUACCGGCCGAAUAUUACGCGCGGAUAAAUUCCGGUUUUGGUUCGGUUUGGUACAUGGAUGAAUCGGAAAGUACUACUAUUGCCAUCUAAUCGUGGCCUUCCAUUUUUCCUAGUAUUUGGUUUUGUUGUAAUAUUCUCUAUAAGACCUUUGCAUCUGUUCUUUAGAGAUUGGUAUCUGAUCAGUAUUCUGCGUUUUUUUCAGUAUUCUGUGUCAAGUUUUAACUAUGUAACAAAAAGUGAAAAGAUAUCAAACUUUGGUACAUUAGUACGUUGAUUA
This is a messenger RNA of Raphanus sativus (radish), 735 nucleotides long. Its product is annotated as E3 ubiquitin-protein ligase RHA1B. Bases 69 to 548 code for a protein of 159 amino acids. Gene Ontology annotation, biological process: protein ubiquitination. The transcript has a single exon. Gene Ontology annotation, molecular function: ubiquitin protein ligase activity. The record is from RefSeq and is a predicted model, not a curated record. NCBI's taxonomy places the organism in Eukaryota, Viridiplantae, Streptophyta, Magnoliopsida, Brassicales, Brassicaceae.